AAAGGCUCUUAUUAAUGUUAGCAGUGGUUCACCAUAGACUCUUGUGCAAACACCAAAGAAAAAUAGUAACUACUUAUACCUUCAACUACUACUAAUUUUUCAAUGCAUCAUCCUAAAAAUAUGUCUAGAGGUAUAGGGGGAGAUGAUGUUGUCGCGCAACAACUCCAACGACAACAGAGGUAUGGGCGAGAUAGAAGAAAGCAACGGGGCGACAACACAAGGGUGGUAGAGGGGGUUGGUGGAGGAGAAGAGGAGGACACAAAAAGAAUAAGAAUAUUUUAAUCAGUCUCCUCGAUCCUAUUUUGUAAAAGUAUAAAAUUAGUAAAUUGUUUUUAAUGCAAAAUGGCUAUUAGUGUAAGUAGUAGUAGUUCACCAAAGAUUCCUGUGUAUAUAUACACCAAGGAAAAAUGGUAGUUAACUAUUUGUACAUUCAACUGCUCCUACUUUAUUUAUGCAUCAUGCUAAUAAUAAUAUAUGUAUGCAAUUUGGAGAAGAUGCUAUCUCACAACAACUCCAACUAUUGAUUUUCCAUAUACUUAUUAAAGCACAAGCACUCUCACCCAAUUCCUUGAGAAGCACUGUUCCUCACAUUUCUCUAUGGCUUCUCUAAGUUCCUUCAUAUGCCACCACCACCACCUCUUGCUCUUCCUCUUCGCCGCCGUCGUCGCCGCGGCGGUGUUUACUACAAAAGCCGUCACCGCCGACGACAACAUGACCCACCUGCACUUCUACAUGCACGACAUCCUCGGCGGGUCGAACCCGACCGCCAUCGAGAUCGUCAAGGGCCCCGUCGCGCUGCCUUCCGUCCCCGGCGUCAACUUUGGUAACCUCAUCGCGAUCGACGACGCCUUGACGGAGGGCCCCGAGCUCUCGUCGAAGCCCGUCGGCCGGGCCCAAGGGUUCUACAUGUCAACUGCUUUUCAGGAGGCGUCGUUGCUCAUGUCGGUCAACUUUGUGUUGGCCGCCGACGGGCCGUAUAACGGCAGCGUGGUGUCCGUUCAGGGGCGCGACCCGAUCGCGGCGCCUGUCAGGGAGCUGUCGGUUGUUGGCGGAACCGGGCAGUUUCGGAUGGCCCGUGGGUACGUGCUUUGGAAGACGUACGAUGGCAACGCCACCAACGGUGACGGAGUCUUGGAGCUCGACGUCUACGUCACGACAGACUCUGGUAGACGCGCGCCGUCAACGACACCAACGGCGAUAACGCAAUCACCUGCGGUGCAUCAAUCUUCGAAAUCGACGUCAACGUCACUACGAAGUGAAUUUGUCAUCCUGCUGAUCUCGAUUACCAUAUGUGCAUUUUUGCUUUAAUAUUUGGCUUGUUCGAGUCUGUUGGAGUUUGAUAGUAAGAAAUGGAAUUAAUGACAGAUCACUAAAGGAUUUAUGAUUGAUGUAAUUGAUCAGCUCUGAAAGACGUAUGUUGUCAACCGGCAACACAAUCCUGGAGCUGGACGUCUAUUUUACAACGAAGUGAGUCUGUCAUUCAUCCCAUCUCGAUAUUCAAAUCCCACCAUUUGUUUUUUUUAAUUUAAAUAUUUAGUUUUCUUAGAGAGCUGCGGAGUUUGAUAGUAAAAAUAGAAUGGAUGGCGGAUAGAUAGAUGGUAUAUGGUUGAUGUGGUGGAGCCAGGUCAACAUCUACUUUGCGUUCAACCAUUUUGUUAAUAAAAGCAUGGUCAUAAGUUUGUUGGUUUGUU
This is a messenger RNA of Ananas comosus (pineapple), 1691 nucleotides long. RefSeq names its product dirigent protein 21-like. The coding region runs from base 598 to 1308 and encodes 236 amino acids. The transcript is spliced from 2 exons. The record is from RefSeq and is a predicted model, not a curated record. NCBI's taxonomy places the organism in Eukaryota, Viridiplantae, Streptophyta, Magnoliopsida, Poales, Bromeliaceae.